CCAUCACUGAAAACCCUAAGUUCAGUACUCAGUGACUGAACUUCCGGCAAAAUGGGAACUUUGAGGGGCAUUUGGAUUCCAAUAUGCUCCCUUAUAGCAUUUACCUCUUUUUGUGCACAAGGUGAACUUCAGGCAUCUGACCCCUCAGAGGCUCCCGUAAUGACCUUCAUUGGAUCAACAGUGGCUCCCAUUAUAAGAAGUAGUGUCUCUGCUCACAAUGGGCAAGUCUGCAGUACCUGGGGCAACUUCUACUUCAAGACAUUUGAUGGAGACAUCUUUCACUACCCUGGAACCUGCAACUACUUGUAUGCUUCCAACUGCAAAAGCACCUUUGAGGAUUUCAACAUUCAAAUCAGACGCUCUAUUAAGAAUAGGCUGCCCACAAUCAGCAACAUUGUGAUGAAGAUCGAUGGUGUUUUUAUUGAAAUGUCCAAUGGCAGCAUUACAGUGAACAGUCAACGUGUGGCACUUCCAUACAGUGUCUCUGGAGUCCAGAUUGGAAGAAGUGGAUUAUAUAUCAAAAUUGUUGCCAAACUGGGUCUGGAAUUCAUGUGGAAUGAAGAUGAUGCAGUAUUGCUGGAACUGGAUCCAAAAUUUUCCAACCAGACCUGUGGUCUUUGUGGCGACUACAAUGGGAUCCCAAUUUACAACGAGUUUAUAACAAACAAUGUUAAAGUCACUGAACUUCAGUAUGGGAACAUGCAGAAAUUGAAUGGACCUACAGAUACAUGCCAGGAUUUGACAGCGGCUCCACUAAGUAAUUGUACAGACACUAGAAGAAUAUGUGAAGUGAUUUUGACAGGUUCUGCGUUUUCCACCUGUAAUCUUCUUGUGGAUCCCCGGAAGUACAUUGAAGCCUGUGUUCAGGACCUUUGUCGAUGUGCAGAGGAUGCAUUUGGAUUCUGCCUAUGUAACACGUUCACUGAAUACUCCCGCCAGUGUACCCAUGCUGGAGGAAGGCCUCACAAUUGGAGAAGUGCUCAGCUUUGCCCCUUACAAUGUAAUUACAACCUGGAGUACAAGGAAUGUGGAAGUCCAUGUCCAAACACCUGCACCAACCCUGACAGGUCAUCAGUCUGUGACAGUCACUGUAUCGACGGAUGCUUCUGUCCUGCAGGGACGGUGUUUGAUGAUAUCAACAACUUGGGCUGUAUACCACUCCAACAGUGCGCCUGCACUUUCAAUGGGGAAGUCUAUGCAUCAGGAACGGGAUACUCUGCACAGUGUCGAUCUUGCACUUGUCUAGGAGGCAUGUGGAAAUGUUCUGAAGAAGCUUGCUUGGGGUCAUGUUCUAUUGAAGGUGGAUCCCAUAUAACAUCAUUUGAUUUUACUCAUUAUACCUUCCAUGGAGACUGCAGCUAUGUCAUUUCUAAGACGUGCAACAACAACACAUUCAAUGUGCUGGGAGAACUGCGUAAGUGUGGCCUGACGGACACCGAAACCUGUUUAAAAAGCAUCAUCCUCAGUCUGAACAAUGGAAAAGAUUUUAUCUAUAUCAAACCCUGCGGCAGUGUGUAUGUGAACUCAUUGUUCACCCAGUUACCUAUCUCUUCAGCUAGUGUCACCAUCUUCAAGCCUUCCUCCUUCUUCAUCAUUGUGCAAACAACAUUUGGAGUUCAACUUCAGAUUCAGCUAGUACCACUCAUGCAACUCUACAUUUUCCUGGACCCUACAUAUAAAAACAAGGUUUGCGGUCUCUGUGGAAACUUCAACAACAUCCAAGCCGAUGAUUUCAAAGUCCUAAGUGGGGUAAUUGAAGGAACUGGGUCUUCCUUUGCGAAUACAUGGAUGACGCAAGUCAACUGCCCAAGUGUUACAAACAGCUUUGAAAAUCCAUGUUCCUUGAGCAUUGAAAAUGAGCAAUAUGCGACACACUGGUGCUCCAUGUUAAAAGAUCCCGAGGGAAAGUUUGCAGCAUGCCAUCUUAAAGUGAAUCCAGAUGUUUAUUUUAAGAACUGUAUGUUUGACACAUGUAAUUGUGCAGAGAGUGAAAAAUGCAUGUGUGCGGCCCUUUCUUCUUACGCCCAUGCCUGUUCUAGAGAAGGAAUCAUGCUCUCUGGAUGGAGGCAAAAUGUCUGCAGUACGUACACCACCACCUGCCCUAAAUCUUUAUCAUACACUUACAACAUCGACACUUGUCAGCCAACCUGCCGCUCCCUUAGUGAACAUGACAUCACCUGUGACAUCUCCUUUGUGCCCAUCGAUGGCUGCAUCUGUCAAAAUGGAACCUACCUAGAUGACACUGGUGUGUGCGUUGUCCCAUCAUCCUGUCCUUGCUAUUACAAAGGCACAGCGGUACCUCCAGGAGAAGUUGUCCAUGACAACGGGGCCAUAUGCACUUGCACCAUGGGAAAACUGGACUGCAUUGGUCAACAGCCACAAAUAACAGCUUGUGAUGCCCCAAAGGUUUAUUUUGACUGCACCAACCAAACUGCUGGCACCAAGGGCUCAGAGUGCCAGAAGAGCUGCCAGACCUUAGACAUGAGCUGUUAUAGUACCAAGUGUGUAUCUGGCUGUGUUUGCCCUGAAGGCCUUAUAUCUGAUGGGAAAGGAAGAUGUAUACACGAAGAAGAAUGUCCAUGUUUACAUAACAAUGACGUAUACCCAGCAGGCUCUAAAAUCCAAGUGAAAUGCAAUACUUGUACCUGUGUCAACAGAAAGUGGAACUGCUCUAGUGAGGUAUGCCUGGGGACAUGUACAGUGUACGGAGAUGGCCAUUACCAAACGUUUGACAGCAAAAGAUACAGUUUCAGUGGUGACUGUGAAUAUACAUUGGCUCAAGAUUACUGCAACAGUGACUCAAAUGGAACAUUUAGAAUAAUUACAGAAAACAUUCCAUGUGGAUCUACAGGGACUACCUGCUCAAAAUCCAUCAAGGUCUUCCUGGGUAACUACGAGCUUAUACUCAGUGAUCAGAAAUUUGAGGUUGUGAAGAGGGAUGGUGGGAACUAUGUGCCCUACAAGGUUCAUCAAAUGGGAAUCUAUAUGGUAAUAGAAGCCCUAAAUGGACUCGUUUUGGUGUGGGAUAAGAAGACCACUAUCUUUAUUAAACUUGAGCCAGAAUUCCAGGGUAAAGUUUGUGGACUUUGUGGUAACUACGAUGGAAAUGCCAUUAAUGACUUUACCACCAGAAGUUUCUCAGUGGUAGGAGAUGUAGUUGAAUUUGGCAACAGCUGGAAGCUCUCCCCAAGCUGUCCCGAUGCUGUGGACCUCAAAGAUCCCUGUAGUCUCAACCCGUACAGAAAAUCUUGGGCACAGAGACAAUGCAGCAUCAUCACUAGCAAUGCAUUUAAUGCAUGCCAUUCACUGGUCGACCCACUAAGAUAUUAUGAUGCUUGUGUUAAUGACGCAUGCGCCUGUGACACUGGUGGAGACUGCGAGUGCUUCUGUACUGCUGUAGCUUCGUAUGCCCAAGCUUGCAGCGAAGCUGGAGUCUGUGUCAGCUGGAGAACACCAACCAUGUGCCCUCUGUUCUGUGAUUUCUACAAUACUGAAGGACACUGUGAGUGGCACUACAAAGCAUGUGGAGCGCCAUGCAUGAAAACUUGCAGGAACCCUGCUGGAACAUGUUAUCACAACCUGCCGGGUCUAGAAGGUUGCUACCCUAACUGUCCAGAAGACAAGCCCUACUUUGAUGAAGAUACAAUGCAGUGUGUGCCGGCUUGUGACUGUUACGACGAUUAUGGCAAGAUUUACCACAUAGGAGACAAAAUGCCACCAGCUAGGAAUGGAACAUGCACAACCUGCAACUGCACAAAAGAAGGCAUGAAGUGUUAUGAUCUCAAAGAUUGCUGUACUUAUGAAGGCAAAAUGUACACAAACAAUCAGACAAUUUAUAAAACCACUGAUGGCUUAGGAGGCUGUUUCACAGCCAUUUGCAAGGAUGGAAGUAUCACCAGAUUCAUUGAUGAAUGUUCAACAACCACUACGGCAGUGCCUACCACAACAUUCAGCUUUUCUACCACCACACCUGUUACUAUAACCACUAGUCCUCCAUUCACUACUCCAAAUAUUACAACAGUUACAAAAGUGUGUGCCGAAUGCAGUUGGUCCCAGUGGUUUGAUGUAAGCUAUCCCCAUUUUGGCUCAGAUACCGGAGACUUCGAAACAUUUGAAAAUAUCAAAAAGAAAGGCUUUAAAAUAUGUGAUGCUCCCAGAAAUGUAGAGUGCAGAGCAAAAGCAUAUCCUUACGACCAAAUAGAGGAUUUAGGACAACGUGUAACAUGCAAUAAAGAUAUCGGGUUGACUUGUUAUAACAGAGAAAACCUGCCAGUCUGCUAUAAUUACCAAAUUAGAAUUGAAUGUUGUAGCUCUUACACAGAUUGUAGCACUCCAACUACUCCAAGUUCAUCCUCUCCAUCGGUUCCUGUAACAUCCACUACAGGACCAACUACAACAACCACUCCAAGUUUUUCAUCUACUACUUGUACAAACAUGGAUUGCCGCUAUACUGAGUGGUUUGAUUUGCAUGCACCUACUUCGGACAUCAGGGAUGGAGACAUUGAAACACUUGAAAAUAUCAAAUCAAGGGGAUAUGAGGUAUGCACAAAUGAAGAAUAUGAAACCAACAUACAAUGUGAAGCAAUUUAUUAUGGCACGUCACAAAAUGUCUUACAAAAACAGACUUACCAAUGCGAUCUAAGAAACGGAUUGGUUUGCAGAAACACAGAUCAAGUUGGAUCGUUCAAAAUAUGCUACAACUACAGAAUAAGGAUUGAAUGCUGCUCUAAGUAUUGUGAAAAAUCAACUCCAUCCAGUACUACUACAGUUAGCACAUCAACACCUCCAACAACCACACCAUAUAUUACAGAAACAACAACUUCAGUAUCAACACCAUCAACUCCUCCUCCAUCAUCUACUACUACAUCGAUAGUUACAGAGACAACAACUACAAUUAUUUCCACCACUACCUGUACAAAAAUGGACUGUCGUUACACAGACUGGUUUGAUCUCCACACACCAACACCUGGAAAUGACAAUGGGGAGGUUGAGAAUUUGGAAAGUAUUAAAGCCUUAAGAUAUGCAGUUUGUACAGAAGACGAAAUUGAAACCAACAUUCAAUGUGAGGCUGUAGUUAAGGAAGGAUCCUACAGGCAACUAGAGAAACAAAUCUACACUUGUGAUUUAAAGAAUGGAUUAAUAUGUAACAACAACAAUCAGACAGGAUCGUCUAAAACAUGCUACAACUACAGAAUAAGAAUUGAAUGCUGCUCUAAGUAUUGUGAAAAAUCAACUCCCUCCAGUACUACUACAGUUAGCACACCAACACCUCCAACAACCACACCAUAUAUUACAGAAACAACAACUUCAGUAUCAACACCAUCAACUACUCCUCCAUCAUCUACUACUACAUCGAUAGUUACAGAGACAACAACUCCAAUUAGUUCCACUACUACCUGUACAAAAAUGGACUGUCGUUACACAGACUGGUUUGAUCUCCACACACCAACACCUGGAAAUGACAAUGGGGAGGUUGAGAAUUUGGAAAGUAUUAAAGCCUUAAGAUAUGCAGUUUGUACAGAAGACGAAAUUGAAACCAACAUUCAAUGUGAGGCUGUAGUUAAGGAAGGAUCCUACAGUCAACUAGAGAAACAAAUCUACACUUGUGAUUUAAAGAAUGGAUUAAUAUGUAACAACAAUUAUCAGACAGGAUCAUCUAAAACAUGCUACAACUACAGAAUAAGAAUUGAAUGCUGCUCUAAGUAUUGUGAAAAAUCAACUCCAUCCAGUACUACUACGGUUAGCACACCAACACCUCCAACAACCACACCAUAUAUUACAGAAACAACAACUUCAGUAUCAACACCAUCAACUACUCCUCCAUCAUCUACUACUACAUCGAUUGUUACAGAGACAACAACUCCAAUUAGUUCCACUACUACCUGUACAAAAAUGGACUGUCGUUACACAGACUGGUUUGAUCUCCACACACCAACACCUGGAAAUGACAAUGGGGAGGUUGAGAAUUUGGAAAGUAUUAAAGCCUUAAGAUAUGCAGUUUGUACAGAAGACGAAAUUGAAACCAACAUUCAAUGUGAGGCUGUAGUUAAGGAAGGAUCCUACAGUCAACUAGAGAAACAAAUCUACACUUGUGAUUUAAAGAAUGGAUUAAUAUGUAACAACAAUUAUCAGACAGGAUCAUCUAAAACAUGCUACAACUACAGAAUAAGAAUUGAAUGCUGCUCUAAGUAUUGUGAAAAAUCAACUCCAUCCAGUACUACUACAGUUAGCACACCAACACCUCCAACAACCACACCAUAUAUUACAGAAACAACAACUUCAGUAUCAACACCAUCAACUACUCCUCCAUCAUCUACUACUACAUCGAUUGUUACAGAGACAACAACUCCAAUUAGUUCCACUACUACCUGUACAAAAAUGGACUGUCGUUACACAGACUGGUUUGAUCUCCACACACCAACAUCUGGAAAUGAAAAUGGAGAAACUGAGAAUUUGGAAGCUAUUAAAAGGUUAAAAUAUGCAGUUUGUACAGAAGACGAAAUUGAAACCAACAUUCAAUGUGAGGCUGCAGUUAAGGAAGGAUCCUACAGUCAACUAGAGAAACAAAUCUACACUUGUGAUUUAAAGAAUGGAUUAAUAUGUAACAACAACGAUCAGACGGGAUCAUCAAAAACAUGCUACAACUACAGAAUAAGAAUUGAAUGCUGCUCUAAGUAUUGUGAAAAAUCAACUCCAUCCAGUACUUCUACAGUUAGCACAUCAACACCUCCAACAACCACACCAUAUAUUACAGAAACAACAACUUCAGUAUCAACACCAUCAACUACUCCUCCAUCAUCUACUACUACAUCGAUUGUUACAGAGACAACAACUCCAAUUAGUUCCACUACUACCUGUACAAAAAUGGACUGUCGUUACACAGACUGGUUUGAUCUCCACACACCAACACCUGGAAAUAACAAUGGAGAAACUGAGAAUUUGGAAGCUAUUAAAAGGUUACAAAAUGCAGUUUGUACAGAAGACGAAAUUGAAACCAACAUUCAAUGUGAGGCUGUAGUUAAGGAAGGAUCCUACAGUCAACAAGAGAAACAAAUCUACACUUGUGAUUUAAAGAAUGGAUUAAUAUGUAACAACAACGAUCAGACAGGAUCGUCUAAAACAUGCUACAACUACAGAAUAAGAAUUGAAUGCUGCUCUAAGUAUUGUGAAAAAUCAACUCCAUCCAGUACUACUACUGUUAGCACAUCGACACCUCCAACAACCACACCAUAUAGUACAGAAACAACAACUUCAGUAUCAACACCAUCAACUACUCCUCCAUCAUCUACUACUACAUCGAUUGUUACAGAGACAACAACUCCAAUUAGUUCCACUACUACCUGUACAAAAAUGGACUGUCGUUACACAGACUGGUUUGAUCUCCACACACCAACAUCUGGAAAUGAAAAUGGAGAAACUGAGAAUUUGGAAGCUAUUAAAAGGUUAAAAUAUGCAGUUUGUACAGAAGACGAAAUUGAAACCAACAUUCAAUGUGAGGCUGCAGUUAAGGAAGGAUCCUACAGUCAACUAGAGAAACAAAUCUACACUUGUGAUUUAAAGAAUGGAUUAAUAUGUAACAACAACGAUCAGACAGGAUCAACAAAAACAUGCUACAACUACAGAAUAAGAAUUGAAUGCUGCUCUAAGUAUUGUGAAAAAUCAACUCCAUCCAGUACUUCUACAGUUAGCACAUCAACACCUCCAACAACCACACCAUAUAUUACAGAAACAACAACUUCAGUAUCAACACCAUCAACUACUCCUCCAUCAUCUACUACUACAUCGAUUGUUACAGAGACAACAACUCCAAUUAGUUCCACUACUACCUGUACAAAAAUGGACUGUCGUUACACAGACUGGUUUGAUCUCCACACACCAACACCUGGAAAUAACAAUGGAGAAACUGAGAAUUUGGAAGCUAUUAAAAGGUUACAAAAUGCAGUUUGUACAGAAGACGAAAUUGAAACCAACAUUCAAUGUGAGGCUGUAGUUAAGGAAGGAUCCUACAGUCAACAAGAGAAACAAAUCUACACUUGUGAUUUAAAGAAUGGAUUAAUAUGUAACAACAACGAUCAGACAGGAUCGUCUAAAACAUGCUACAACUACAGAAUAAGAAUUGAAUGCUGCUCUAAGUAUUGUGAAAAAUCAACUCCAUCCAGUACUACUACUGUUAGCACAUCGACACCUCCAACAACCACACCAUAUAGUACAGAAACAACAACUUCAGUAUCAACACCAUCAACUACUCCUCCAUCAUCUACUACUACAUCGAUUGUUACAGAGACAACAACUCCAAUUAGUUCCACUACUACCUGUACAAAAAUGGACUGUCGUUACACAGACUGGUUUGAUCUCCACACACCAACAUCUGGAAAUGAAAAUGGAGAAACUGAGAAUUUGGAAGCUAUUAAAAGGUUAAAAUAUGCAGUUUGUACAGAAGACGAAAUUGAAACCAACAUUCAAUGUGAGGCUGCAGUUAAGGAAGGAUCCUACAGUCAACUAGAGAAACAAAUCUACACUUGUGAUUUAAAGAAUGGAUUAAUAUGUAACAACAACGAUCAGACAGGAUCAACAAAAACAUGCUACAACUACAGAAUAAGAAUUGAAUGCUGCUCUAAGUAUUGUGAAAAAUCAACUCCAUCCAGUACUUCUACAGUUAGCACAUCAACACCUCCAACAACCACACCAUAUAUUACAGAAACAACAACUUCAGUAUCAACACCAUCAACUACUCCUCCAUCAUCUACUACUACAUCGAUUGUUACAGAGACAACAACUCCAAUUAGUUCCACUACUACCUGUACAAAAAUGGACUGUCGUUACACAGACUGGUUUGAUCUCCACACACCAACAUCUGGAAAUGAAAAUGGAGAAACUGAGAAUUUGGAAGCUAUUAAAAGGUUAAAAUAUGCAGUUUGUACAGAAGACGAAAUUGAAACCAACAUUCAAUGUGAGGCUGCAGUUAAGGAAGGAUCCUACAGUCAACUAGAGAGACAAAUCUACACUUGUGAUUUAAAGAAUGGAUUAAUAUGUAACAACAACGAUCAGACAGGAUCAACAAAAACAUGCUACAACUACAGAAUAAGAAUUGAAUGCUGCUCUAAGUAUUGUGAAAAAUCAACUCCAUCCAGUACUUCUACAGUUAGCACAUCAACACCUCCAACAACCACACCAUAUAUUACAGAAACAACAACUUCAGUAUCAACACCAUCAACUACUCCUCCAUCAUCUACUACUACAUCGAUUGUUACAGAGACAACAACUCCAAUUAGUUCCACUACUACCUGUACAAAAAUGGACUGUCGUUACACAGACUGGUUUGAUCUCCACACACCAACACCUGGAAAUGACAAUGGGGAGGUUGAGAAUUUGGAAAGUAUUAAAGCCUUAAAAUAUGCAGUUUGCACAGAAGAUGAAAUUGAAACCAACAUUCAAUGUGAAGCUGUAGUUAAGGAAGGAUCCUACAGUCAACUAGAGAAACAAAUCUACACUUGUGAUUUAAAGAAUGGAUUAAAAUGUAACAACAACGCUCAGACAGGAUCAUCAAAAACAUGCUACAACUACAGAAUAAGAAUUGAAUGCUGCUCUAAGUAUUGUGCAAAAUCAACUCCAUCCAGUACUACUACAGUUAGCACAUCAACACCUCCAACAACCACACCAUAUGUUACAGAAACAACAACUUCAGUAUCAACACCAUCAUCUACUACAACUGUGACAGUGCCAACCACUACUACCAUUGGCUCAACAACUACCCCAUCAUCAACCACAUCAACUGUUUCUACUACCUCUGUGACACCACCAACCACUUCCCCAUUAUCAAGCACCACAACUAGCACAGGAACCACAACCAGUACCACCACCAGCAGCUUACCAACCACCGUAUCAACUGUCUCAACUACCCCAGUAACACAUCCACCCACCUCCCCGUCCUCAAGCACUACAUCUGGCACAGGAACAACAACCACAACUACUACUACCACUGGCUCAACAACUACCCCAUCAUCCACCACAUCAACUGUUUCUACUACCUCUGUGACACCACCAACCACUUCCCCAUUAUCAAGCACAACAAGUGGCACAGGAACAACAACCAUAAGUAGUACCACAACUCCCAGCUCAACAACCACCCCAUCAACUGUCUCAACUAACCCAGUAACACAUCCACCCACCUCCCCGUCCUCAAGCACUACAUCUGGCACAGGAACAACAACCACAACUACUACUACCACUGGCUCAACAACUACCCCAUCAUCAACCACAUUAACUGUCUCUACUACCUCUGUGACACCACCAACCACUUCCCCAUUAUCAAGCACCACAAGUGGCACAGGAACAACAACCAUAACUAGUACCACAACUUCCAGCUCAACAACCACCCCAUCAACUGUCUCAACUACCCCAGUAACACCCCCAACCACCUCCCAAUCCUCAAGCACUACAUCUGGCACAGGAACAACAACCACAACUACUACUACCACUGGCUCAACAACUACCCCAUCAUCCACCACAUCAACAGUUUCAACUACCUCUGUCACACCACCAACCACUUCCCCAUUAUCAAGCACCACAAGUGGCACAGGAACAACCACCAUAACUAGUACCACAACUUCCAGCUCAACAACCACCCCAUCAACUGUCUCAACUACCCCGGUAACACCCCCAACCACCUCCCAAUCCUCAAGCACUACAUCUGGCACAGGAACAACAACCACAACUACUACUACCACUGUCUCAACAACUACUCCAUCAUCCACCACAUCAACUGUUUCUUCUACCUCUGUGACACCACCAACCACUUCCCCAUUAUCAAGCACCACAAGUGGCACAGGAACCACAACCAGUACCACCACCAGCAGCUUACCAACCACCGUAUCAACUGUCUCAACUACCCCAGUAACACAUCCACCCACCUCCCCGUCCUCAAGCACUACAUCUGGCACAGGAACAACAACCACAACUACUACUACCACUGGCCCAACAACUACCCCAUCAUCCACCACAUCAACUGUUUCUACUACCUCUGUGACACCACCAACCACUUCUCCAUUAUCAAGCACCACAAGUGGCACAGGAACAACAACCAUAACUAGUACCACAACUUCCAGCUCAACAACCACCCCAUCAACUGUCUCAACUACCCCAGUAACACCCCCAACCACCUCCCCAUCCUCAAGCACUACAUCUGGCACAGGAACAACAACCACAACUACUACUACCACUGGCUCAACAACUACCCCAUCAUCCACCACAUCAACUGUUUCUACUACCUCUGUCACACCACCAACCACUUCCCCAUUAUCAAGCACCACAAGUGGCACAGGAACAACAACCAUAAGUAGUACCACAACUCCCAGCUCAACAACCACCACAUCAACUGUCUCAACUACCCCAGUAACACCCCCAACCACCUCCCCAUCCUCAAGCACUACAUCUGGCACAGGAACAACAACCACAACUACUAUUACUACUGGCCCAACAACUACCCCAUCAUCCACCACAUCAACUGUCUCUACUACCUCUGUGACACCACCAACCACUUCCCCAUUAUCAACCACCACAACUGGCACAGGAACCACAACCAGUACCACCACCAGCAGCUUACCAACCACUGUAUCAACUGUCUCAACUACCCCAGUAACACAUCCACCCACCUCCCCGUCCUCAAGCACUACAUCUGGCACAGGAACAACAACCACAACUACUACUACCACUGGCGCAACAACUACCCCAUCAUCCACCACAUCAACUGUUUCUACUACCUCUGUGACACCACCAACCACUUCCCCAUUAUCAAGCACAAGUGGCACAGGAACAACAACCAUAAGUAGUACCACAACUCCCAACUCAACAACCACCCCAUCAACUGUCUCAACUACCCCACUAACACCCCCAACCACCUCCCCAUCCUCAAGCACUACAUCUGGCACAGGAACAACAACCACAACUACUACUACCACUGGCCCAACCACUACCCCAUCAUCCACCACAACAACUGUUUCUACUACCUCUGUGACACCACCAACCACUUCCCCAUUAUCAAGCACCACAAGUGGCACAGGAACAACAACCAUAACUAGUACCACAACUUCCAGCUCAACAACCACCCCAUCAACUGUCUCAACUACCCCAGUAACACCCCCAACCACCUCCCCAUCCUCAAGCACUACAUCUGGCACAGGAACAACAACCACAACUACUACUACCACUGGCCCAACAACUACCCCAUCAUCCACCACAUCAACUGUCUCUACUACCUCUGUGACACCACCAACCACUUCCCCAUUAUCAAGCACCACAACUGGCACAGGAACCACAACCAGUACCACCACCAGCAGCUUACCAACCACCGUAUCAACUGUCUCAACUACCCCAGUAACACAUCCACCCACCUCCCCGUCCUCAAGCACUACAUCUGGCACAGGAACAACAACCACAACUACUACUACCACUGGCCCAACAACUACCCCAUCAUCCACCACAUCAACUGUUUCUAUUACCUCUGUGACACCACCAACCACUUCCCCAUUAUCAAGUACCACAAGUGGCACAGGAACAACAACCAUAACUAGUACCACAACUUCCAGCUCAACAACCACCCCAUCAACUGUCUCAACUACCCCAGUAACACCCCCAACCACCUCCCCAUCCUCAAGCUCUACAUCUGGCACAGGAACAACAACCACAACUACUACUACCACUGGCCCAACAACUACCCCAUCAUCCACCACAUCAACUGUCUCUACUACCUCUGUGACACCACCAACCACUUCCCCAUUAUCAAGCACCACAACUGGCACAGGAACCACAACCAGUACCACCACCAGCAGCUUACCAACCACUGUAUCAACUGUCUCAACUACCCCAGUAACACAUCCACCCACCUCCCCGUCCUCAAGCACUACAUCUGGCCCAGGAACAACAACCACAACUACUACUACCACUGGCUCAACAACUAUCCCAUCAUCCACCACAUCAACUGUUUCUACUACCUCUGUGACACCACCAACCACUUCCCCAUUAUCAAGCACCACAAGUGGCCCAGGAACAACAACCAUAAGUAGUACCACAACUCCCAGCUCAACAACCACCCCAUCAACUGUCUCAACUACCCCAGUAACACCCCCAACCACCUCCCCAUCCUCAAGCACUACAUCUGGCACAGGAACAACAACCACAACUACUACUACCACUGGCCCAACAACUACCCCAUCAUCCACCACAUCAACUGUCUCUACUACCUCUGUGACACCACCAACCACUUCCCCAUUAUCAAGCACCACAACUGGCACAGGAACCACAACCAGUACCACCACCAGCAGCUUACCAACCACCGUAUCAACUGUCUCAACUACCCCAGUAACACAUCCACCCACCUCCCCGUCCUCAAGCACUACAUCUGGCCCAGGAACAACAACCACAACUACUACUACCACUGGCUCAACAACUACCCCAUCAUCCACCACAUCUACUGUUUCUACUACCUCUGUGACACCACCAACCACUUCCCCAUUAUCAAGCACCACAAGUGGCACAGGAACAACAACCAUAAGUAGUACCACAACUCCCAGCUCAACAACCACCCCAUCAACUGUCUCAACUACCCCAGUAACACCCCCAACCACCUCCCCAUCCUCAAGCACUACAUCUGGCACAGGAACAACAACCACAACUACUACUACCACUGGCCCAACAACUACCCCAUCAUCCACCACAUCAACUGUCUCUACUACCUCUGUGACACCACCAACCACUUCCCCAUUAUCAAGCACCACAACUGGCACAGGAACCACAACCAGUACCACCACCAACAGCUUACCAACCACCGUAUCAACUGUCUCAACUACCCCAGUAACACAUCCACCCACCUCCCCGUCCUCAAGCACUACAUCUGGCCCAGGAACAACAACCACAACUACUACUACCACUGGCUCAACAACUACCCCAUCAUCCACCACAUCUACUGUUUCUACUACCUCUGUGACACCACCAACCACUUCCCCAUUAUCAAGCACCACAAGUGGCACAGGAACAACAACCAUAAGUAGUACCACAACUCCCAGCUCAACAACCACCCCAUCAACUGUCUCAACUACCCCAGUAACACCCCCAACCACCUCCCCAUCCUCAAGCACUACAUCUGGCACAGGAACAACAACCACAACUACUACUACCACUGGCCCAACAACUACCCCAUCAUCCACCACAUCAACUGUCUUUACUACCUCUGUGACACCACCAACCACUUCCCCAUUAUCAAGCACCACAACUGGCACAGGAACCACAACCAGUACCACCACCAGCAGCUUACCAACCACCGUAUCAACUGUCUCAACUACCCCAGUAACACCCCCAACCACCUCCCAAUCCUCAAGCACUACAUCUGGCACAGGAACAACAACCACAACUACUACUACCACUGGCUCAACAACUACCCCAUCAUCCACCACAUCAACUGUUUCUACUACCUCUGUCACACCACCAACCACUUCCCCAUUAUCAAGCACAAGUGGCACAGGAACAACAACCAUAAGUAGUACCACAACUCCCAGCUCAACAACCACCACAUCAACUGUCUCAACUACCCCAGUAACACCUCCAACCACCUCCCCAUCCUCAAGCACUACAUCUGGCACAGGAACAACAACCACAACUACUAUUACUACUGGCACAACAACUACCCCAUCAUCCACCACAUCAACUGUCUCUACUACCUCUGUGACACCACCAACCACUUCCCCAUUAUCAAGCACCACAACUGGCACAGGAACCACAACUAGUACCACCACCAGCAGCUUACCAACCACCGUAUCAACUGUCUCAACUACCCCAGUAACACAUCCACCCACCUCCCCGUCCUCAAGCACUACAUCUGGCACAGGAACAACAACCACAACUACUACUACCACUGGCUCAACAACUACCCCAUCAUCCACCACAUCAACUGUUUCUACUACCUCUGUGACACCACCAACCACUUCCCCAUUAUCAAGCACAACAAGUGGCACAGGAACAACAACCAUAAGUAGUACCACAACUCCCAGCUCAACAACCACCCCAUCAACUGUCUCAACUACCCCACUAACACCCCCAACCACCACCCCAUCCUCAAGCACUACAUCUGGCACAGGAACAACAACCACAACUACUACUACCACUGGCCCAACAACUACCCCAUCAUCCACCACAUCAACUGUUUCUACUACCUCUGUGACACCACCAACCACUUCCCCAUUAUCAAGCACCACAACUGGCACAGGAACCACAACUAGUACCACCACCAGCAGCUUACCAACCACCGUAUCAACUGUCUCAACUACCCCAAUAACACAUCCACCCACCUCCCCGUCCUCAAGCACUACAUCUGGCACAGGAACAACAACCACAACUACUACUACCACUGGCUCAACAACUACCCCAUCAUCCACCACAUCAACUGUUUCUACUACCUCUGUGACACCACCAACCACUUCCCCAUUAUCAAGCACCACAAGUGGCACAGGAACAACAACCAUAAGUAGUACCACAACUCCCAGCUCAACAACCACCCCAUCAACUGUCUCAACUACCCCAGUAACACCCCCAACCACCUCCCCAUCCUCAAGCACUACAUCUGGCACAGGAACAACAACCACAACUACUACUACCACUGGCCCAACAACUACCCCAUCAUCCACCACAUCAACUGUUUCUACUACCUCUGUGACACCACCAACCACUUCCCCAUUAUCAAACACCACAACUGGCACAGGAACAACAACCAUAACUAGUACCACAAUUUCCAGCUCAACAACCACCCCAUCAACUGUCUCAACUACCCCAGUAACACCCCCAACCACCUCCCCAUCCUCAAGCACUACAUCUGGCACAGGAACAACAACCACAACCACUACUACCACUGGCCCAACAACUACCCCAUCAUCCACCACAUCAACUGUUUCUACUACCUCUGUGACACCACCAACCACUUCCCCAUUAUCAAGCACCACAACUGGCACAGGAACCACAACCAGUACCACCACCAGCAGCGUACCAACCACUAUAUCAACUGUCUCAACUUCCCCAGUAACACAUCCACCCACCUCCCUGUCCUCAAGCACUACAUCUGGCCCAGUAACAACAACCACCACAACUGCUACUACCACCAGCUCAAUGACUACCCCAUCAUCAACCACAUCAACUGUCUCUACUACCUCUGUGACACCACCAACCACUUCCCAAAUACCAAGCACCACGAGUGGCACAGAAACAACAACCAUAACUAGUACCACAACUCCCAGCUCAACAACCACCCCAUCAACUGCCUCAACUACCACAGUAACACCCCCAACCACCUCCCCAUCCUCAAGCACUACAUCUGGCACAGGAACAACAACCACAACUACUACCACUGGCUCAACAACUACCCCAUCAUCAACCACAUCAACUGUUUCUACUACCUCUGUGACACCACCAACCACUUCCCCAUUAUCAAGCACCACAACUGGCACAGGAACAACAACAACUAGUACCACUACUUCCAGUUCAACAACCACCCCAUCAACUGUCUCAACUACCCCAGUAACAGCCCCAACCACCUCCCCAUCCUCAAGCACUACAUCUGGCACAGGGACAACAACCAACACUAUUACUACUACCACAGGGUCAACAACUACCCCUUCAUCAACCACAUCAACUGUGUCAACUACUUCAGGAAUACCGACAACAACCUCUCCAUCCUCAAGCACUACAUCUGGCACAGGAACAACUACUACUACCACAUCAACAGUCUCAACUUCCUCAGUAACACCACCAAGUUCAUCUUCAUCCUCAACAACCACUUUUAGCACUGGAACAACGUCUUCUACUACUGUCACAUCUUUUUUCACAGUUACUGUCACAUCUACUUCUGGAACUACCACAUCACCAACACCAACAUCUUCGAGUAUUACAUCUUCUACGACCCCAACUUCAACAUCUACAUUAUUAUCCACAAGCUUGUCACAAACUCCUUUUUUUGUCACAACAUCAACUUUAUCAUCAACUACUUCUCCUACGUCCUCUUCAACUGCCAGCACAACUACCUGUUUCUGUAAAGUGAAUGAAAUCUUGUUCUCACCAGGUGAAAAACUCUACACAACAGCAGACAGUGAUGGUUGUGAAUAUUAUGCAGUAUGUGGCAAACUGUGUACUCCAGAAAGGUUUAUGAAAAACUGCACUACACCACCAACCACUGCCCCGACAACACCUACCACUGUAACUACUAUUCCAUCAACUCCAUCAACAGUAUCAAGUCCUACUCCGACAUCAACUCUUCCUGUAUCUAGUUCUACAACUUGUGGAAUUUGUCAAUGCCAAAUGCCCAAAUGUGAACCAGGCUUCCGUGUGGCUACAUUUAUACCAUAUGGAGCCUGCUGCCCCAAUAUCACAUGUGUUCCUGAUGCUGUCUGUGUGGUGGGAAAUGAAGUUUACCAGCGUGGUUCAGUCAUACCACAACCCAAAGAUGCCUGCCAGACGUGUACCUGUUCAUAUGACAUGAACAUGGAUUCUGAGUUUUACGCUAUCAAAUGUCAGCCUAUAGUUUGUGAGACUACCUGUAAGCAAGGAUUUGUAUACAAACAGAAGGCAGGGGAAUGCUGUGGCGAAUGUGUGGCCCAGCAGUGCACCAUGACAGGAAACAAUGGCACACAAAUAAAUAUCAAGAUUGGAGAUGACUAUUAUCCUACAAGCAGCACUUGUGCUUACUAUGAAUGUCUUGAGGAAAAUGGACAACCAGUUUUGACUAAAGUGAAGAAAGUAUGCCAAGAAAUCGACAUUACCAGAUGUGAACUGAAUACACUUACAUUUGAACCUGAUGGCUGUUGCCGAACAUGCACAUACAAAACCGUUAAAGAAGAGAAAGUACCUGAAGUAAUAGAAGACUGCAGUGCUCGUAAGAAUGUGACGGUCUUGAAAGAAGGAGACUGCGAGCUGCUUGUGGAACUCACAUAUUGUGGAGGACCUUGUAUGGGAACAUCCAUCUACUCAAUGAGCACACAGAAUAUUAAUCAUCAAUGUACCUGCUGCACAGAAAUGGCUGUAGAAGAAAAGACUGCAAGACUGCUUUGCGUGGAUGGAACAUACAAAAGCUACACCUACACUGAUGUGGUUAGCUGUGGCUGUGCCGGAGCUGUGUGCAUCCCGUCUGUGUAGUCAUCUGUAUUAGGAAAAUAAAGGAGAAAUGCAGCUGAGCAAUAGUUAAAAGCUAAAAAAAGUAAUAUGAUGUAAUGCCAUUUGUGUUCUUAAACAUAUGACCCAUAUCUACUGGUUAAAAUAUUAAAUUAUUAGUUUCUUAGAAGCAAAAAAACUAAUCACUGGGUCAAGAUAACCUAAUGGUGAAAGGGAACAUCUUCUGGAACACAAAUCUAACUUUGAUGAGCACUGGGUCAAGACGAUUUGUGAAUCUUGUUUUAUUCUCUUAUGACUUUUUAAGUAAGCUAUUAAUAAACUUCAAAGUUGAAA
Messenger RNA from Spea bombifrons (plains spadefoot toad), 18477 nucleotides. Its product is annotated as mucin-5AC-like. The transcript has 40 exons. Bases 52 to 18168 code for a protein of 6038 amino acids. Gene Ontology annotation, cellular component: extracellular matrix. Gene Ontology annotation, molecular function: protein binding. The record is from RefSeq and is a predicted model, not a curated record. Lineage: Eukaryota; Metazoa; Chordata; Amphibia; Anura; Pelobatidae.